Molecule: messenger RNA, 2855 nt
Organism: Porites lobata
Lineage: Eukaryota; Metazoa; Cnidaria; Anthozoa; Scleractinia; Poritidae
Source: the annotation of a GenBank genome assembly
AAAGCGCUGUGUUGUGUUCUCGUUCAACUCUCACCGCCAUGGUUCAGUAUUCCGCUGUUUUCCUGAUUCUCUCUUUUUUUGGCGGCUCACUGGGAACAACCACCUCACCUCAGCAACAGAACGCCUCAAAGUUAAAAGACUUAUGCCAGGUAAGAAAUGCAGAGGAUAUAAAAAGGAGUACUGCGCCGUAGAUUAGGUACACCAAGAAACUGUUUUACUAGUCUCACGUCGUUAUGAUCAUUUACUAAAAAGUACCCGCUAAAAGUGUAUGGCAGUUUAUUUAAAAGUCCUCUCUGUAGCAUGAUCUUUCCUCGAAAACCUGAAGCCUGUCCAUUGUUAACUGUUAAUUUUCUCUGAUUCCAUCAAAGUCCAUUCGAGGCGAGAUUCUGAUGUCCAAGGUUCAUUCCGUGCCUCGGAAAACAACGGAGACAGCCGGCGGGUACAGACUUUGUUCAUUUAGGUGUGGAAUCAUUGUUUGCGAGGGCUGAGCUACGGGCGUGUAUAAACGGAAUUAUGCUUUCAUUUGCAAAAGAGAAUUAAUCUAAGUAAAAAUGACCUGCAUAAUUUCUUACAGACAAGGUCCUAAAACUGGUAUGGAUUUUAGGGGUCAAGUCUGAAAUCGGGUGUAAAAAAUGACGUGAUUUGGUCUGAAAUAGAGUCAGGAUUUGGGGAGCCGCGCGGCACAUCUCCACCAAAAAUUCCCAGGAGUACAUCAAGCACCCCCCCCCCCGAGUUAUUUAUGAUCCCGUGUCGUCUUUGUCUCUGCUAAUUACAAGUCAUCUUUUCUUUCAGGGAUCUAUGCCGGGUUUCCCUGGUAUUCCAGGAUCAAAUGGAAUACCGGGAGUGCCGGGCGUCCCGGGGCCACAGGGCACCCAGGGAAGGGACGGUGUGAAAGGACAAAUUGGUGAUAAAGGAUCACAAGGAAUGCCGGGUCCAAGAGGAGACAGAGGGCGCGAAGGACCCCCUGGGAAGAGUGGACCCCAAGGAUUUAAGGGAAUGAAAGGUCAACAGGGAAUUGUGGGAAUGAAAGGAGAGGCAGGCAUUGCGGGAAUGAAAGGAAGAAAAGGAGACAAAGGAGAAAGCACCAAAGCAAGUCAAGCAAGUGUAGUACCACAAACCAACUGGAAACAAUGUGUGUGGGGCGCACAAAUCAAUAUUGCUGAAGGAAAGAUUAAGGUACUUUAAUUAAAAUAAUAAUCAUAACACACUCUUAAGAAAAUUCAUUCCUUUUUAAAUUAAAAUGUUUCAAAGAAAAACAUCUGUCCUCGCACUCACCGUUUGACAACACAUUACAUAAAUAACUAAGUUACAUUUUCCUCUACUUUGGUUAAUUUUGAACGAAAAAAAGAAAACCAUCAUGCGUGAUAAAAUGAUUUCUAGCCAUAUGGAUAAGGACAACAAAAAUAUAAGCUAUUACAGAGUUUUUAAACAUUAGGAAGUAAACUUGAGUGGAGUUGUUAGUAUCAAUUAUUACACACGGUUGUUCGCCUUACUACAAUAUGCUUGAUUUGUUUGAUUCAAGAGAGGAUAAAAGGGACAGAGGAGACAUCCCCCAUACACACCCUAUUCCAUAGGUAAUUCGUCUCGAGUUAAUUUCUAGAAUCGGGAUAAAGUUACCUCGCGCGCUGUUUGGAUGUUUUGUGGAGGUUUCGCAUGACUAAACACCGUGCAAAACACAUAUUGGGCGAAGGGCAAUGAAAGCGUAAAGAGAUCGAGAGCAUUCCUGAAUUUUGACGCGAAAUGAGUCGGCGCUCACCUUGGAAAAGGGAAUCACUAGACUUUUUGACAACCCGUGAAAUCAGUUUAACUCGAAGUUGUCGUAACCUCAGUGCUUUAAUAAAAUGAGAAAUUUCGCCGGUCUAUUGAACAGGUCGUUUGUACAAUAAACCAAAUAGGACGCCAAGUGUUAUUUUUGUUAAAUAAUAAAAGACUAAUCAAAGAAUAAAUAUCAAACCAGAAAUUGCUCUCUUUAAACUGUAAAAUUAGAAAUGAUCCUGAGAGAAUAUUCAGUGUAUUAAGGAUUUCCCUGCUGUACUGUUAGCUCUAUACAAGAGAGGAAGGGCUAUUCUUUUUUUUAAUUUCCGUUUCGCUGACACAGCUUUAGCAAAAAUCUUUCUGUAGUCUUUUUCGUCGACAAAACGGAUAGCAAUAUCGCUCUCCGCGUCUUCCGCCAUUUUGUUCUGUGUCAAUUCGUGAAGGACGCGUGGCUCUGAGUGUGGGUCACCCACGCGGAACUCAUUCGCGCUAUGUGAUUGGCUGUUGUCUAAUUCCCCUAGGGAUCUGUGGUCUUAAAAAUAACUCGAGACGAAUUACCUAUGGAAUAGGGUGUGUAUGGGAGAUGCCUUCUCUGUCCCCUUUAUCCUCUCUUGGUUUGAUUUUAUUCCAGGGCUGUGCGUUUAACAAACUGCAGUCUAAUUCAGCGCUCAGAGUCUCAUUCCAGGGAUACAUGAGGGUCCUGGGUGGUUCUAAGUGUAACCGCUGGUAUUUCAAGUUCAAUGGAAAUGAAUGCAGUGGACCAGUGACGAUUGAGGCUGUUGUUUACAACUUAUCGUCAUGGAACCCUAAUCUGGUGCAUCAUCAGUCAUUUGAGGGGUACUGUGAAAACAUUCCACAAGGGGCGGUUAGAGUGGAAUUAUGGGUAGGAUGGUGUCGUGGUCGCUGGGAACCAGGUAGUUCUUACACUGGGUGGAAUUCAGUAUCUCGGAUAAUGAUUGAAGAAGUAUCUAGGUCCCAGUCCUAAUAAGGGGAGUCUUUAACUUUGGCGCUGUUUCAAUUUCUUUAGAAUUGCAUUCUACAAAUAUAGACUGUAAAGUGCAAGGUGUGAAAGUAUCGUUUUUGGUUAUUUUCUUUUCAGC